CGCGGGGGUGUGGUAGUAUUCGAGGAUUGGUUGGAGGCCUCACCUGGCGAACUUCCCGAUUGGCCGAGCGGGCCACACAGGCACGCCCAUUGGCCGCCCCGCCCCGUGUGUGCCGGCCGAUUGGCUGUGGCCGCCCGGCCCGGUAUCCGGGUAAGAUGGCCGCAGUCGGAGAGUGCUCGGUCCCCGUUCCGUGGAAUUCGGUGUCUCUCACUCACGUCGAGUACCCGGCAGGUGACUUCACUGGCCGUCUCCUCGCCUACCUUAGCCUGAGUCCCAUCUUCAUCAUCGUGGGCUUCGUCACCCUCAUUGUCUUCAAGAGAGAGCUGCACACGAUCUCUUUCUUAGGUGGGCUGUGUUUCAACGAAAGUGUAAAUUGGUUAAUCAAGAACAUUGUCCAGGAACAGAGGCCUUGCCCAGAAGUCCAUCCGUCUGUCUACUCGAAGUACGCAAUGCCUUCCAGCCAUUCCCAAUUUAUAUGGUUUUUCUCUGUGUAUUCGUUCCUCUUCCUUUAUUUAAGGAUGCACCAAACCAACAAUGCCAGGUUCCUGGACUUGCUGUGGAGACACGUGUUGUCCAUCUGCCUUUUAACCUUGGCCUGUCUAGUCUCAUACAGCAGGGUCUACUUACUGUAUCACACCUGGAGUCAAGUUGUCUACGGAGGUUUUGUAGGAAGCUUCAUGGCUGCCCUUUGGUUUCUCUUCACGCAGGAAAUCCUAACGCCGUUAUUCCCCAGGAUAGCUGCAUGGCCGUUAUCCGAGUUUUUCCUAAUCCGAGACACCAGCCUCAUCCCCAACAUCUUAUGGUUUGAAUACGCGGUCAGCAGAGCAGAAGCCAGGAACCGACAGCGCAAGCUGGGCACCAAGCUGCAAUGAACGCCCAAGUCUCCAGCAUCGGACUACGCAGUUCUGUAUCCUGGCAGGCUGGAACGGAGACACCUGCCCAGAACUUUUGGAGGACGUAGCAAGGCGGCUUUUACGAGACGGACCGACGUGAUCGGGCAGGGACCAACCACCGAAGACCCCAGAGGCCUUUUCCAAUGCGCUGGAUCAAUCCUGCUGCAUGCCGAGUCCGCCCACGAAGCAGAAAACCAUUUAUAUAUCGCAGGCGCGCAGCGUUAAGAACGGAUGCUACCCUGGGAUGCACCGGGAAGCAAUUUUUUUGGGGGGAGGGGAGGGGGGG
Ahaetulla prasina is the source of this 1179-nucleotide messenger RNA. It is a transcript of the gene DOLPP1, whose product is annotated as dolichyldiphosphatase 1. Gene Ontology annotation, biological process: lipid biosynthetic process; protein N-linked glycosylation. Gene Ontology annotation, molecular function: dolichyldiphosphatase activity. NCBI's taxonomy places the organism in Eukaryota, Metazoa, Chordata, Lepidosauria, Squamata, Colubridae. Gene Ontology annotation, cellular component: intracellular membrane-bounded organelle; endoplasmic reticulum membrane. The transcript has 8 exons. The record is from RefSeq and is a predicted model, not a curated record. Bases 156 to 872 code for a protein of 238 amino acids.